Molecule: messenger RNA, 4510 nt
Organism: Nannospalax galili (Upper Galilee mountains blind mole rat)
Lineage: Eukaryota; Metazoa; Chordata; Mammalia; Rodentia; Spalacidae
Gene: Gtpbp1
Product: GTP binding protein 1
Exons: 12
Coding region: 293-2212 (639 amino acids)
Biological process (GO): translational elongation
Molecular function (GO): GTPase activity; translation elongation factor activity; GTP binding
Source: RefSeq, a predicted model, not a curated record
AAGGCUUCAGGCAGGUAGUGCUGGCCCCUCCCGAGCUGGGAUCAGGGCUCGUGACGUCUCAGACAGUUGUUGUUGGGGUUUGGGGCUCAUUAUUAAGGUACUUGAAAGCAGCGAUUGGUGGCUGAGAGACCUGGCCAAGGGUGUCUCAGCCUGAGAUCCGCGGCACCCUCCGCCCAGAGGGAGAAGCUGCGCAUAAAUUAUUCCGAUAGAGGGCGGGGCAUGCAUAAGUUAGUCAAAUGAGUCAGGGAGAGAGGGAGGGCGGCUGGCUGCGAAUUAGCCUAAGUUAUUAAAGAUGGCGGCGGAGCGGAGUCGCUCCCCGAUGGACUCGCCGGUACCGGCCUCAAUGUUCGCCCCUGAGCCCAGCUCCCCGGGGGCGGCCAGGGCUGCGGCGGCCGCGGCCCGGCUCCACGGCGGCUUCGACUCGGACUGCAGCGAGGACGGCGAGGUGCUCAACGGCGAGCCGGAGCUGGACCUCACCAGCAAGCUGGUUCUAGUGAGCCCUACAUCAGAGCAGUAUGACAGCCUACUUCGGCAGAUGUGGGAGAGGAUGGACGAGGGAUGCGGAGAGACCAUAUAUGUCAUUGGGCAGGGAUCAGAUGGCACUGAGUACGGGCUGAGUGAAGCUGACAUGGAAGCCUCCUACGCCACAGUGAAGAGCAUGGCGGAGCAGAUAGAGGCCGAUGUCAUCCUCCUGCGAGAGCGCCAAGAAGCUGGUGGCCGUGUGCGUGAUUACCUGGUCCGGAAACGAGUAGGAGACAAUGACUUCCUGGAGGUCAGAGUGGCAGUGGUGGGCAACGUGGAUGCCGGCAAAAGCACACUCUUGGGAGUCCUGACGCAUGGGGAGCUGGACAAUGGCCGUGGAUUUGCCCGCCAGAAGCUCUUCCGCCACAAACAUGAGAUUGAAUCUGGUCGCACCAGCAGCGUGGGCAAUGACAUUCUGGGCUUUGACAGUGAAGGCAAUGUGGUGAACAAGCCUGACAGCCAUGGUGGCAGCCUAGAGUGGACAAAGAUCUGUGAGAAGUCUACUAAGGUGAUUACCUUCAUCGACUUGGCUGGUCACGAGAAGUACCUUAAGACCACUGUUUUUGGCAUGACUGGCCACUUGCCUGACUUCUGCAUGCUCAUGGUGGGCAGCAAUGCUGGCAUUGUGGGGAUGACCAAGGAGCACCUGGGCUUGGCAUUGGCACUCAAUGUACCUGUCUUUGUGGUAGUCACCAAGAUUGACAUGUGUCCUGCCAACAUCCUUCAAGAAACCCUGAAGUUGCUACAGCGCCUGCUGAAGUCACCAGGCUGCCGGAAGAUCCCUGUCUUGGUGCAGACCAAAGAUGAUGUGAUUGUUACCGCCUCCAACUUCAGCUCUGAGCGCUACAGGGAGGAAGAGCCUGCUGAGUUCCAGAUAGAUGACACCUACUCUGUCCCAGGUGUGGGGACAGUGGUGUCGGGCACCACACUGAGGGGUCUGAUCAAACUGAAUGAUACACUGCUGCUGGGCCCAGACCCACUGGGUAACUUCCUGUCCAUUGCUGUGAAGUCGAUCCAUCGCAAGCGCAUGCCUGUCAAGGAGGUGCGAGGGGGCCAGACGGCCUCCUUCGCACUGAAGAAGAUCAAGCGUUCGUCCAUCCGGAAGGGCAUGGUGAUGGUUUCCCCACGCUUGAAUCCCCAAGCCUCCUGGGAAUUCGAGGCUGAGAUUCUUGUCCUUCACCACCCCACCACAAUUAGUCCACGCUACCAGGCCAUGGUACACUGUGGGAGCAUCCGGCAGACGGCCACCAUUCUGAGCAUGGAUAAAGACUGUCUGCGCACAGGAGACAAGGCCACUGUCCACUUCCGCUUCAUCAAGACCCCUGAGUACUUGCACAUAGACCAGCGGCUGGUGUUCCGUGAAGGCCGAACCAAGGCUGUUGGCACCAUCACCAAGCUCCUCCAGACCACCAACAACUCCCCCAUGAAUUCCAAGCCCCAGCAGAUUAAAAUGCAGUCCACAAAAAAGGGUCCUUUGGCCAAGAGAGAAGAGGGAGGUCCAUCUGGUGGGACAGCAGUGGGCCCACCCCCAACUGGAGAUGAAGGUUCCACUCUAGGGACUGGACAGGCAGCUGUAUCCAGUGGUCUCCAGCCACAGCCCAAGCCCAGCAGUGGGGGCCGGCGACGAGGGGGCCAGCGCCACAAGGUGAAGUCCCAGGGGGCCUGUGUGACUCCUGCCAGCGGCUGCUGAAUAUUCCCCUGGUCCACUUGACCACCCAUGGGAUCCUCACUCUGGCCACUGCUCACCAGCUGGGCAGAGCAUCUCUGACCACCACCUACCCACUCCAGCCCACAGCCAGAGCCCCCUUGUUGUCCUACCCCCAUUUUCCAGGGGGAUUGUAAUUUAUAAGCUGAGGAGGGACUAGACUUUCUGAGGACUGACCAUCUCUCACCUGCUUCCUUCCUCACUCACACGUCUUUUGUACAUCUGGGCCCUUAGUUUCUAUUCUUUUUAUUAUAUAUCUUUCUCUAUUUAGAGUGGUUGUGUGGGUAUGUGUGUGUGAGAGAGAGAGAGAGAGGAGGGUGUAGGAGUGCAGCCAGCCAGAGCCCUGUCAGUCCUUCUCCUUCUCGGUCCUCCUGGCUGGCCACCAGCCUCUGAGAGUUGGCCAUUGGCCUGUCCUUCCAUCCAUCUUUGUCUCAAUAAGAUCCUCAGAGCCUUUAGGGAACCUCAGGAGCCCCAGGUGCCUGUCUUCCCUGGCCAUCUGCUCCUCUUAGCUAGAAGCUCGCCUGUGGGCUGACUGAUAGUCUCAGUAGUUUCUUCCAGAGCAGGGAUUCCCCUAAUCUAAGAUUUGGGGUGUUUUAAUGGAGAAAGUGGUGCCCCACUGCGCACCCCACUCUUUCCCUCUUCAGCUCCCAAGCAGGUGCUGCCAAAAGCUCUUCACUGGUACCUGUGAUGUGUGGAGGGAGUGCAAUUGCAUUAUAGGACUGCCCACCCUGACUCUUGACUCUUGUCACCCAUCCAAAGCCUGGGUGGGCUUCCCCUUGGAGACAAUCCUGGGCUUGCCUGGCUGGCCCUGGCUGCUCUGACUUUUGCCGAUCCGCCCCGCUGGAGGCUCCCUCUGCUUCCAUUUUGACCUCUGGCUGGGCUCAGGGCACUGGGUACUACUAGACUGGGUCUGGGCCUGCAUAGAAUCAGACUUUCUAGUCCUUCCUCUUGGUGGGGAGGGGAGGUACUCCUCUGAGCCCAGCCAGGGCUGGAAACCCUCCUUUCCCACAUGUCACCCCAACACAGCUGCUACAGUCAUGACUUCUUAGCAAUGAAGGGCUUGAACCCAGGUACCCUAAUUUGGGUACAUGAGGGCAGGUAGCAGUGGAGACUCUUCCAGGACCUCAGAAACACUGCUGCUGUGUAGGGUAAGCUGGGCUGCACAGGACAGUCUAGACUGAGUCCUGGACACAACCUUAGGCUGGAGACACUCCUUGUCAGCCAGGGCAGACACCUAGCCAGCUGGGUCCUUCUUCGGGCCCCUGCCCCCCAGCUCUCCUGUCCUCUGCUCCUGACUGCUCUCCCCUACUUUCUCUCCCUUCCAGCUGUUUCUAGUUACCACUGCCCUAUGGCCAUGAAUUGACCAUACCAGCAUUCACAAUAAAAGUUUAUUUCAAGUUGACAGUGUUGUGUUCCCUGCCAGCCCUCCAGGAGGAGGUACUGCCACAGGGACACUGUGGCUUUGCCUGCCCUUAUGUACCUGGUGGCAGCUGAGGGGAAUACGGUUACCAGGAGCCCAGCUUCCCCAAUCAGGCAAGUGUAAAAUAUCCACCCACUGUCUUUGAAUCCCACUUUCCUAUCUACAGCAAAAAGGCAGAUCCCUGCCUCCAGGUUGUAUGGAUUCAUUGAGUAUGAAGGAGGCCCUGGUGCCCUGGACAGGCCGAAGGCAGUGUAGCGCUGCCCUAUGGGUGGGCUGGAUCACCCCACAGUUAGACAUUCACUGCUGCCAUCUCUAAGGUAGCACUAUUUGCUUGCUCUGUCUUUGUUGAAGAAACUGAAGCUCAGGGAAGGGCUAUCCCCAGUGGGUAUUGGUUCCUGCACCAGCCCUCGCCCUGUAGCUUUUCCCAGCCAGCUUUAGGCUGGUCCUCUGACUCUGGCAGUUUCACCUGCUUUUUGUGGCUCUGGCUCACUUAGGCUAGUGCCUUCAUAGUAAUAGGGCUAUAGAACGGUGGCACAUGGCACAGCAAAGCCUGUGACUGUUCCUACAGCAUUGGGCCAUAAUGGAACCUCAUCUCAGCUCUACCCCUGUAAGCAAUAGCGGUUGCCAGAACGAUUGUGUUCAGGAGUUGUGGCUGCCACCCUGGCCUCUGUCCUCAGGACUUCAGGAGGUACUGGGUGGCAUAUGCAGAGCUGCCAGGGGGCUGCCUGAAUUCAGUGUUGAACGAUCAGUAGGGCUAUGGAGGUCCCUAGGAACCUCAGCCCUUCCAGCUCUCCAUUUGGGACAAAAUACCAGCCCAUUUGUAGUUGAUAAAAGAAUAAAGUUGUUAAUCCAUUGAUCUUUAA